This is a messenger RNA of Megalops cyprinoides (Indo-Pacific tarpon), 902 nucleotides long. Its product is annotated as 39S ribosomal protein L12, mitochondrial-like. Gene Ontology annotation, biological process: mitochondrial transcription; translation. Bases 147 to 728 code for a protein of 193 amino acids. The record is from RefSeq and is a predicted model, not a curated record. The transcript has 5 exons. Gene Ontology annotation, molecular function: structural constituent of ribosome. NCBI's taxonomy places the organism in Eukaryota, Metazoa, Chordata, Actinopteri, Elopiformes, Megalopidae. Gene Ontology annotation, cellular component: ribosome; mitochondrial large ribosomal subunit.
GGCGCAUUGUGGGUAGGUCAGAGCGAGAAACUGGGGAAAGACAUGUGCUGUGCAAGUGUCAGACCGACUGACUGAGAGGGAGACAGAAACGGACCAGGGGGUUACGAACACCGGAACAGACAGGUUACGAACCUGACAGUAGUGACAUGUACUGCACUCGGCGCUGCAUCAGGACCGCGCUGCGGAUCGCAGCAAAGACGCACCGGCAGGACCUGAGAGUGCCCACACUCUGUGGCCUGAGGGCGUUGAAGACCAGCUCCGCCUGCCCGUCCGACACCAUCGCCGCCCCGCCAUUGGACGGCGCGCCAAAGCAUUACUCCCCCAAAAUCCAGCAGCUGGUCAACGACAUCGCGAGCCUCACACUGCUGGAGGUGUCCGACCUCAACGAGCUGCUCAAGAAAACGCUGAAUAUCCAGGAUGUGGGCAUGAUGCCCACGGGAGCUGUGGCAGCGGCGGCCCCACCUGCAGCCCAGGCAGCGGAAGAAGACGUGGGCCCAGUGAAGAAAGAGAAGACCCACUUCACAGUGAAACUGACAGAGCUAAAAGCAGCUGAAAAAGUUAAACUGAUCAAGGAGGUGAAGAACUGCAUCCAGGGCUUAAACCUUGUGCAGGCUAAGAAGCUGGUGGAGUCGCUACCGCAGGAGAUCCGAGCGAACGUGGCCAAAGAAGAGGCAGAGAAGCUGAAGGCGGCGCUGGAAGCAGCGGGGGGCACAGUCGUACUGGAAUAGAUAACAUCCUCACCCUGUUUGUCUGGUUGUUUUGGUCAUUUUUUUAUUAUUAUUUACCUCCUCAUUUUUUUUCUUUUUUUUACACAGUGGAAGGUUCAUGUAAUUGUAAUAGAAUUGUCCUUUGGUGCCACUCGCUCUGCGGGCCGUCUGAGGCAGGCGGGGGGGGGGGGGGGG